UCCGUGUUGUGGUGGGGUUUGGUGCUUCCUGCUCCCUGUCAAUCAGGCUUGGUGCCCUGGGGCUGGGGGUGUGCUGGGCCCUUGCCCUGUCCCCAGUUCAGCAGCCACUGGCGCACUUGUCAGGGAACUGGCCAGCAGUGUGAGCUUUCUGUCAGAUCCGUGCUCGAACCAUCGCUGUGGAGCAGCUCAGCUCUGCAGAUGUAAUCAAGACCACGAUGGCGUGAUCUAAUCGCUUCCACUUCCUUCUUCCUAGGGCUGAUAAGCGGGACACUGCUCAUGUGCUGGACAGGAGAGCAGCCCACUGGGGCAGGCAUGGAGAACAUUGCAGGGUGUGCACCCGCAGCUGCUCAUCGCCGUGCCGGGCAGAGCCCAUGCCAGGCACAUGGCUGCUGCUGCUGUUCCUCAGCCGUUGUGUCCGAGUCCAGCCAAGCCCUGGGGCUCAUGGUGGACAGGCUGGACUGGCCAGUCAGGGUCUGCCAAGUGACACCAUGCUCACAGCUGUGCUCUGCCUCACACACUCCAGCCCAUCCAAAGCUCCCUUCCCACCACAGAUCAGGGUGGUGGGCCAUGCCCACGGCUGCGCUGCACUGCCUGCCCCGGGCAGCCCGGUUCUGCCCAGUCCUCCCUGACCCCGGCACAGCCUCUGGCUCCUGCUCUGCUCCUGAGGGUUUUAGGUCUGCGCUCCCCAGUUUUGGGGAAGAGGGGAUACCACUCCUGCACACCUGAGGAUGACACCAUGGCCCCGCUGGGUGAGGCUGAGCGGACUGACACCCUCUGGGGCCAUGCGGGGUGCCUGUUUGCAGCCCUGUGGCGCUGCCCUGACACACCCGCCAUGGCGGCGCCGCUGCCCGCCACACCCACCAUGGUGGCUCCGCGCCGUCCCCCAAGAUGGCCGCCCUGCCCGGCCGCGCGCCCGUGACCAAGAUGGCCGCCGGGGAGCGCCGCGCGCCGCGCGCAACAUGGCGGCCUCCUGGGCGAGUCGGGACGUCACCUCCGGUGCCGCGAUGGGCGAAGAGAUGGCCGAGGGCCACCCGGGGGUGGCGGCGACGCUGCGGGCGCUGAACGGGGCCCUGGGGCGGCCCGCCGCGCUCUGGGUGAAGGAGAGCGGCGCCCGCAACCUGCGCCACCGGGAUUUCCUGGCGCCGCGGGCCGCGCUGAGCGCCGCCUUUCCCGGCGGGCAGGUGCCCCCCGAGGCCGUGUCGGCGGUGCUGUCGCUGCGGGGCCCGGCGGUGCUGCCGCUGCGGGUGUGCCGGCAGACGCCGGCGGGGCUGGCGGUGCAGGUGCGGCGCCCCGAGGCCUUCCAGCGCCUGCUGGGGCCGCUGCCCGGCCCGGCCCCUCCCGCGGCGGGGGCGCGGGCGGGCUGCGUGGUGCUGCACUGCCCGGCCCUGCGCGGCCCCGGCGCCCCGCGGCCCCGCCACCUGCGCUCCGUCCUGCUGGCCGACCACCUGGCCCAGCUGCUGCGCGCCCAGGGGGUCCACGUCCGCCUGGUCCCUGCGCUCAGCGAGGAGGCGAGCUGGGACGUCCUGCGGCAACUCCGCAUCUCCUGGCCCUCCGGCUCCGCUGGCUCGUCCCUCACUGAUGCCAUCUCGGCCUUGAAGGCGGUGCUGGGCCGGUGCCCCUGUGCCGCAGCCUGUGAGCAGGGGCCGGGCACAGCCGAGGGUGUCAUCUGUAAGGUGCACCUGAAGAGCUUCGUGGAGCAGCAGGGCUUGUUGGGCUACGACCCCAAUCUAGAUGUGCUUCUCGUGACAGAGAGGACACUGCGGUCCUUGGCUGAGCUGCAGGAAGCUGUUCUGCAGUGCCCAGCCAAAGGCCAGAGCAGUUGCUGCAGCAUUGUGCACGUGGUGAACUGUGAGGAGGAAUUCCAGCAGCAGCAGCUGGAUGUGCUCUGGAGGAUUUUGGAUCAAGGAGCCCACACAGCUUUGCAGAAACACCUUGUCUGUGGGCCAGUGAAGGUGACCAACCCCUCAUCACCCAUUGGGGCAGACCAGUACUUCCAGCUCCGGAAGCACCAGAUGUAUGAAGCCUCCGUGAUAAAGUAUGGGGAGCUUGCACAAGACGAGGCCUGGACAGAGGUGAUUGAUACCCUGACAGUGGCUGCCAUCAGGUUUGAGAUGCUGAGCACUGCUCACCGGAGUCAGAUCACCCUGGACCUGGAGAACAACAGCAUCUCCACAAAGGGAACAAAGAGUGGUGCCUUUGUGAUGUACAACUGUGCACGACUGGCCACGCUCUUCAACACCUUCCAGCGGGCUGUGGAGCGGGGCACAUACCCACCUCUGCCACCAGUGUCUGAACUGAACUUCUCCUGCCUCCGAGAAGAGGGUGAAUGGCUCCUGCUCUUCAACUAUCUCCUGCCCUUCCCUGAAGUCCUGCAGCAGGCAGCACAGCUGCCCAUGUCCUCCAAGGGGAUCCGGAUCACUGCCAACACAGAGGCAGUGUGCAAGUUCCUGAUCCAGCUCAGCAUGGAUUUCAGUUCCUACUACAACCGGGUGCACAUCCUUGGGGAGCCGGUCCCUCAUCUCUUUGACCAGAUGUUUGCUCGCCUCCAGCUGCUGGGAGCAGUGAGGGAUGUGUUCCACAGCGCACUGGCAACCCUACACCUCCCUCCCCUCAGCCAGAUCUAAGCCACCCCUGAAGAGCUGUACCAUGGUGUGACAGUCACCUACACACCACACGUUGCGGGGGCAGAACAGGGGACACUGUCCUGGCCAGACAGGGGCUGCUCUGGUGGCAGGCAAGGCACAAUUCAGCCCCAUGGAGGUGCUUCCCUUCCCAUGGUCCAUGGUGUUUGGGGAUUGGUCUGUGCUCUGUGUAGCUGUGUCCAGUGUGGGACAUGGAUAGCUCUUCACAUCCACACCAGCAGAAGGGAGAAGGGCUCCUGUGGCACCCCAGAAGCUGAGCUGGGAGUGCUGGGGAAGUGGCAGCAGGGACCAGUCACCACAAAGACAAAUGCCAACUUCACUUCUCUCAAAACUUUAUUGAAAGGUGCUCCGUGCUGGCAGGGAGCUCCUGAGGCUCCAGACUCCUGCUGGGCUCUGAGCCAGGCCCCAGUACUGGGGUCCAAUACACUUGUUGCUGGACAAACCCUC
Messenger RNA from Taeniopygia guttata (zebra finch), 3089 nucleotides. RefSeq names its product DALR anticodon binding domain containing 3 (gene DALRD3). Lineage: Eukaryota; Metazoa; Chordata; Aves; Passeriformes; Estrildidae. Gene Ontology annotation, biological process: tRNA C3-cytosine methylation; arginyl-tRNA aminoacylation. Gene Ontology annotation, molecular function: arginine-tRNA ligase activity; ATP binding; tRNA binding. The record is from RefSeq and is a predicted model, not a curated record.